This is a messenger RNA of Penicillium longicatenatum, 1272 nucleotides long. Its product is annotated as PAS domain-containing protein. Lineage: Eukaryota; Fungi; Ascomycota; Eurotiomycetes; Eurotiales; Aspergillaceae. The coding region runs from base 1 to 1272 and encodes 423 amino acids. Gene Ontology annotation, molecular function: protein binding. The record is from RefSeq and is a predicted model, not a curated record. The transcript has 3 exons.
AUGGACACCACAUUCAUCACAAUACAUGGCAAGCCAUUCCCGCCUGCACUCUGCAAGCCCAUCUGUGGGGAUCUCUCGCGGGAUGCCUCAAUUCGCUAUGCCUCGGAAAGUAUCCAGGUAGUGCUUGGGUACCAACCAUAUGAGGUGCUGAAUCGCUCGUGCUGGGACUAUUUCCAUCCCCAAGAACUGCCAUUCGCGCGCAGUGUCCAUGGUCGAGGUGUGCGGUUAGAUAAGGCCGCGGUACUGAACUACUGUUCAAUCCGACACAAGGAUGGUUCUUGGGUCGGAUGCGAAUGCGUGUUUACGGUUGUGUACGAUGUGUUGAUCGCAAGUACCACUGUCUAUGGACGUGGGAAGGGCAGUCAGAACCGCGCCGUCGAUGCUCCUAUUGUCCGCCAUCUCUUCGAUUCCUCACCUAAUGACUCGCGGUAUCACAUGCUCACGUGGUUAUCCAACAAGUUCUCGCAACGUCUUGAUGAGCCGCUUCAUGAGCCAAGGGCGGCGAUGUUCGUUAAUAGAUUUACUCGUACGGCGACAAUUAUGUACGCUACAAGUGGUGUGAGCGAGAUCCUGGGCUUGAGCCCCAGCCAACUUAUCUCGAAGAGCUUCUUCUACUGUAUCCAAGAGCGGUGCUUGCGGGAUGCAGUUAGAUGUUUGGAGAGCGCAAAGGCGAAUGACUCGAUUGCCUAUCUGCGAUUCUGGUACCGGAAUCCAAUGCAGGAUGAUAAUCCCGAAAUGGCUCAACGAGGACUCGUCGCAUUUUCUGACCCAAUUCCUCCUUUGGAGCUGGAAGCUGUCGUGUCGUGCACUUCGGAUGGGCUGGUUGUUGUUCUUCGUCGUGCGAGGGCCCCCAUACCUACCAGCACGACUAUGCCACCUCAGCCGGUCCCCGUUUACUCGAAAGGUCUUUUCGCAGCACCGUGGGCUCCCGAGCCGGUCUACUCUUAUGGGGAAGCGCCACGUCCUCAGGAGAAUGUUGACCCGAAUGUGUGUUAUCCGGAGGUGAAGUCUACGUUUUGCAAAGACGAUCAUUCUUCAGGCUCCGACUUUACUUCAAGCUCUUCUGCUCCUAGCUUUUCAGUGCCUUCCCAGCCUGAGGCCAAGGCUAGCAGUUCCGGUGGUCCUCCGGCACAAAGCCUCAUGGAUACGAUCCGGGAGGUGGCUGUCUUCGCUUGGGGUAUUGUUGGAAUCAACCGGUCGCUCGAGCAAUACAAGCGCGGAACGCCAGCAGGCAAUGCUCAGCCGGAGGAUGCGACAUUCGAUGAUAACUGA